This is a messenger RNA of Pungitius pungitius (ninespine stickleback), 1219 nucleotides long. RefSeq names its product protein FAM180A. Bases 9 to 512 code for a protein of 167 amino acids. The record is from RefSeq and is a predicted model, not a curated record. The transcript has 3 exons. NCBI's taxonomy places the organism in Eukaryota, Metazoa, Chordata, Actinopteri, Perciformes, Gasterosteidae.
GGGUCAACAUGACACAGUGGUGGGCUCUCCUCGUCAUUGCUCACCUGUCCGUGUACCUGGCAGCCGGUCAGCAGCGCCACAGCAAAGCGCUGUAUCCGUAUAGGAUGAGGCGCGGGGCGUUUUCGCUGAUCAACCCCACGUUCCAGUCAUCCGAGGAGGACGUCAACCUGCUUUUCGAGAUCCUGCUCGCCGGGGUGCAGAUCCAAGACGGGGAACGCGCCCUGCUGAUCGCCGACGAGGAGCUGGCCUCCCUGAGGAGCGUGGAGAAGCUGGAGGUCAUCUGCGAGGACGUCCUGCCCAAGAGCCUCCCGGAGGUCCGGCGCCUGGCGGCGGAGCUCGGCCGGCGCCGGCGACCCCUGAGCUGGCAGGACUUCGAGAGGACGGUGCUGACCCUGGUCUACGCCGCUCAGACCCUGGCUCGGGUCGACGGGCAGCAGCAGCGGAGGGAGGCGUGGACGGACGCCGUUACGCAGCUGUUCAGGACCCUUCAGAGGGACCUCGGACCCUCUUGAGCGUCAAAUACUGAGCUACAGUGCGGAUCGGGUUUUAUACAGCGCCGACGUAACUCUGCAGUGUAUCUAGAGCACGGAUUGCUAUAGGAAGAAAUCACACAAAUCAACUUAACUAUCUGGAGUGAAGAAGGGUAGUGAAUUGAAUCUGAGAAUAUCUGAAAAGUUAAUGCACUUAGCUCUGCUUCUUCUUGUUUUUUUAGGGUCCGCCCCGAUACCCAAACACGUCAUGAGCAUUGAGCUGUGUGAAGAAUGAAAACACUCAUCUUUUUCCACAACUAUCCUCUCAAUAAAUCUAGUGGGCAAAACAUGCAGAGGGUUCAAUUGUACGCUGGAUUCACCCUGUAUUCUAUUAUAUGCGGAUAUAAAACGACAUCACUUUUGUUCAAAUGAGAACAUCUGAAACAAAUACCCUACAUGUAUGAAAAUGUAUGUUUGUUCUUUAAAAAUGUAAUCCGAUCCGGCUCGUCUACCUACUUGCAGUUAAUUUGAUUUAGUCGAACAGCAGGGAUGAAGGAACAGGAAACCGGGACGAGGACGCCUUGAGACAAAGGCGCCUGGGAGACUCUGAUCUAAUCGCUUUGCCAAUUGUCUUACUCCGCCGUGCUCAUUUGUAUUCAGUCCCAUACUGACUGGAAAUGUAAUGAAUUCUGUUUAAUCCACCCUACAUUAUGUGGAGAGUGAAAUAAAAGCUCUGUGUGUUUGAGCAA